AUUAUAGACGAAAGUUAUUGGAUGUCUAUAAUGAUAAAUAAAUAUUAAUUUGCAGAAAUAGAAUAUUAAUUUUGUGGUUAUUUGAAAAUAAAUAAUAUCAUGGAUGAGGUGAUGCUUGUAUCAAUGGAUUUGAAUAUUUCUCCUAUCAUUCCAAGUCCUCCUUUAAAUGAUUCACUUAAUGAAGCAAGUACACGGGCAAGCAGUAAUAAACCAAGUUCAGUCUUAUCUAUUCAACCAUCUGAUGAAGCUCGUCUCAACAAUUAUGUUUACCACAUAUUGAUGACAUAUCUUGAAGGCGAAUUUCAAAUAAGUUGUUUUGAUUUCCAAGAGGAUAAAGAAAAUAGGUCAGAGCUUUUAGAAAAAAAAGGCGGACUAUAUUUCUCUACUUCUGUUAUCGCCAAGUUAUUGAUAUUUCACGAAAUCCGACGAACACAAUCUUGGAGGUAGUUUUAUAUUGUUUUUUAUUUCAUUCUGAUAUCAUAUUUUUAUUAUAAUUUAUUAAUACUCAAUUAUUGUAUGAAGUAUAAGCCCAGAUAGAUUUGAAGAACUAGCAGAAAGUUGUGCGCAACUUUUUACAGGAUUGUUAAAAGAAGGAUUUUAUAC
This is a messenger RNA of Temnothorax curvispinosus, 603 nucleotides long. RefSeq lists its product as uncharacterized. Lineage: Eukaryota; Metazoa; Arthropoda; Insecta; Hymenoptera; Formicidae. The transcript is spliced from 2 exons. The coding region runs from base 100 to 447 and encodes 115 amino acids. The record is from RefSeq and is a predicted model, not a curated record.